UUUUUUGGUAUACCUCAGAGUUACAUUUAUUCAUGCCACAAAGGAAACAACAUGUCUACAAGGGUACAGCGAUGCUCCAUGUUCCCAACUAACAGAGAUUGCUGAGACUGAUGUUCCAUCUGAUGUGUACUCCAAGUAAAGCUGAUUAAUGAUGACCAUGAGCAGGAGCUGCCCACCAACUUCCCAGAGGAAAAAGAAACCGGGGAGCCGAGCAGGACGGGCUCUGAAGCAGCCGAAGCAGCAGAACAGUGCAAAGGCCUGUGACGCAAGAGGACAUAUUUAUGAACAGGUGUUAGAGGAGCCCACGUCUCAGGAGAGGAGUCGAGGCCUCAGGUUGAAGGAGAGCAGCUUACAUUAUGCAGACAUUCAAGUGUGCAGCUCUACCCAGCCACGCUCUGCUCUGGAGGUGAAGAACCUGCAGUUUGAAAAUGCUACGCAGUACGCAACCCUUCGCUUCCCCCAGGCCACGUGCCACUAUGACAGCAAGAACGGGACCCUAGUGUGAGCGCUGGGGAGGACAGACCUGUUUCCAUCAUUUUACCACUACUCCCCUGGGGAGACUCUGCACUGGGGAAAUGGCUGGCACCCAGAGAUGCCUGCCACGUUUUAAAGAACUCCAGAGCCCUUGUGAGUGCCCCCAGUCUUGGCCCCUCCCCUAGGCCUAUCUUUUACUUGCCACCAUUAGCUUGGAGUGGUAUUUGGGUUAGCUAGGGGUGGAUGGAGUUCCACAAAAUGAGGGGGGCUAGGAUGAGGGCGCAGGAAGUUUUUUGACCCCUUCCUUUGCUCCUGCUUUCAAGAAAAGUGCUUAUAGGACAGGUUACCCCAGCACUUGAGCUGAUUUUGUUGGGCUUAAUUUAGUGGUGUCUCUUUUACACACCUUAAACUCCAAAGCUGAAGAAGGAGAGGUGCUCUGGAAAAGCAUUCUGAGUUCUUGUGCACAGCCCCCAGAGCUGGCUUGGGCAAUUCCUUCGGUGGUUGGGUCAAGGGUCCCAGAACCUCAACAGACAAAUGAGGGCAAGGGCUGAGGCGUGGAGGAAGCGAUCGCUGACCAUCGGUUACGAAUACUUCAAGUCAUUGACAGCAUUGCAUGGUCCGGAAACUCCCCUUGGUUGGACCGUUGGCUCUCGCAGGUGCGGAGCCGCUAGGAUCAAUAAAUCGCAUAAGGAACA
This is a messenger RNA of Leptonychotes weddellii (Weddell seal), 1169 nucleotides long. The record is from RefSeq and is a predicted model, not a curated record. Lineage: Eukaryota; Metazoa; Chordata; Mammalia; Carnivora; Phocidae.